UUAAACCGAAGAAGCAGCAGCAGCACUCGGUGUCCGACCGUUGGUCUCAUCGCAUCCAGUCUCAUCCAGGCUAGGCUCUUCAGCUAAAUAAGAGACGCCACACAUUGCAAUGCUUACACCGUCAAUCUCUUCUUUCCCAGUAGACACGCCGGAGCUGCAAUGAAGGCAGGGGCCUCGUCCAUGUGGGCUUCAUGCUGUGGUCUGCUGAAUGAAGUCAUGGGUACAGGGGCCGUCAGAGGCCAGCAGCCAGGGUUUGGGGCCGGUGCUGGACCCUUCAGAUUUGCCCCCAGUGCGGGAUACUCCACAUACCCCCCCACCAGCUCAGGGAGUCCCAGUCUUGUAUGCAAGGCCUGUGGUCAGGCCUUCUCAGUCUUCAGGAGGAAGUAUAUUUGCUGCGACUGCAAGAAGAGCUUCUGCUCUCUGUGCUCCGUGCUUCAGGAGAAUCUCCGCAUUUGUGCCACAUGUCAUUUGCUGAAGGCCACGGCGUUUCAGCGGCCACGGCUCAUGCGUCUGCGAGUAAAGGAUCUGCGUCAGUACUUGAUGCUGCAUAACAUCCCCACUGACACCUGCAGGGAAAAAGAAGACCUGGUGGACUUGGUGCUCUGUCACCAAGGCAUUGAGGAAGAGGAGGAUGGCGACACAGCCAGCCUCCACUCCCGUUCCUUGUAUACACCAACCCCUUCGACCACACAGUCUGCCUCGGAGCUGUCUGCUUUCGCUGCCUCUCAGGAGGAACCGCUCAGCAGGAGUGAUAGCUCUGAUACCAACCAGGAUAUAGGUGACGCUACAUCAGUGUCUCUCCUUAACUUGGACCCCAGUGAACACACUCCUGAGGUGAGUCCGCAGACACGACGCCGGGCCAGAGCGUCCCUCUCGGACAUCUCCAGUUUGAGGGAUAUUGAGGGCCUGUCUGUCAGGCAACUGAAGGAGAUCCUGGCCAGGAAUUUUGUCAACUAUUCAGGGUGCUGUGAGAAGUGGGAGCUGGUGGAGCGUGUCAGCAGGCUGUACAGAGAGACGGAGGAGAACAGGAAAUCAUUGGAAAAUGUGAGCAGUACUGUAACCACAGUGAUGGCCUUCCCCCCUCCUAUCUGCAAUGGUGCCAUCGGAGAUGGUGAGAACUGUCCACUGACGAUUCAUGACGACAACCUCUGCAGGAUCUGCAUGGAUGCUGUGAUCGACUGCGUUCUCCUGGAAUGUGGUCACAUGGUCACCUGCACCAAGUGUGGCAAGAGGAUGAACGAAUGCCCAAUCUGCAGGCAGUACGUCGUGAGGGCCGUGCACGUCUUCAAAUCCUAAUGCACCACUGCAGCACCACUGCACCUGCUUCAGACUGAGACUGUACCUUAACUCAGCAAUGCCGCUCACCACCGUCGACUCCCCAAAAGACUUACUUUGUGGAUGUUUGCAUUCCCUUGAUUCUCACAUUAUUUGCACAUUGAAGUAUGAGAAAUGUGUUUUUCUUAAGAAUUUGACUAUUUGGUUUCACCGGUGGGCAGAGUGAAGGACCGUACCAUCUUACGAGUCAUUCCUCAACUUAACAUAUCUCUUAUCUGCAUUCUGUCUUAACUGUCUGUUUUAUUUUUCUUACAGUUUUUCAAAGCAAAGAAUGUGUGGCACAAGCCACGUGCAGUCUUGUUAAACACAACACGUCACCCUCAGAUCUGCCUAUAAACUGUAGCUGGUACUCGGCUCUGCUGGGUAUUCUUUAAGAGCACCUCUCUUUACAACUGCUGCAAGUGACUACAUAUCUUAAUAACAUCGGGGGCAGACACAUACUGAACCUCAACAGGAGAGAGGAGGCGAGUGAACUAGGUGCCAAAUAAUGGGUCAUGCCCUGAUUCUUCUCACCCAUUUUUUCCCCUCAGCUGUGGAGUACAAUGUGUGGCUGUUGAUUCUUCAGCAUGUUAGAUCAGAAAGCACUUUGUUCACACUGGGUGUUAAUGCACCACUGCUCACAUCCCACUUCAAGCAAUGACGAGUAAUAGCGGUUGAGGUAAUGUGUGCUUGUUCUUGAAUGCUUCACUGAUUCCACUACCUUUGUUUAAUCAGAGGAAAAGGCUAAUUAGAAAUCCUUUAGCUUGUGUUUCCUUUUGAAGUUUCAGCUCACAGGUGCUCUGCCAUUGUGAUUUAAAGAUUUUGGUGAUUGACCAUUGUGAUUUAUGAGAGUUGAAUUAAAUUAAUUAUAUUGACUUAUUUUGCUAUUUAUGCACUUACUGUAACGCAUUAAGCGUUUAAAUGAUCGUAUAAAGUCUGUCAUUACAGCAAUAGCUAACCUCCGCUGUCACCUCUGUCCCGUCUCGGCACUUUAGUGGAGACAAAAGACAAAAACCGGUGCUAACUCAUUCAGCCAUCUUCACUGUUUUCCAGCUGAACCGUGGAUGUGAAACUCUCUUUGUUGUCAGGAGUGGAAUGAAGUGUCUUAAUACUCUUUAGUUGAAAUUAGGAGUAUUGUAUUCAACUAACUAUUCAAAGAUCUAGCUAUGAGUUUACUGAGACCUGUGGUAUAGAAAGUAUAUAGAAAUAAUGACUUGCUAAUGUACAUUUGCAUAUAUUGAUCCACAUGAGAUGUAUAUAUCUAUAUUUUUUUUCCAUUUGAUUUAAAUUGUGUAAUAUCAGAUUAUUGAAAUGUCCCCAGGAUUGGGUUAGUUUACUAUUACAGAGUUAUGUUUCCUGUCAAGUGAUUUGAAAUGUGUUUAAUCAACAUUAGUUUGCUUGAACUCUCUGUCCCAGAGCAUGACAAGAAGCUUUACGACACCGGUUUUGUUACAUCCUCCUCUUUAUACCUCCCCCUGCUUAUUAAACAGAUUCCCUGCUUUUGUUCUCCCCCGAAUCCUGCUCAAUUCGAAGUAUUACGCUCUGUACGGUUCCCCCCACAAUGUCAACAUUGCUGCUAUUACAGUAAAGAUGUCCCCUACAAUCACGAUGAGUAGCGGAACGGGUUGCACUUUUCCUUUAGAGAGGGUGUAAUUGUGUGCAAGGUUUGGUCUUUGUAUUUGGAAAUGUUGAGCUUUUUAUUUUGGUAAUUAAAGAUUGUAAUUAAAGUCUGUUUUUGUAUAAUCAUG
Molecule: messenger RNA, 3062 nt
Organism: Amphiprion ocellaris (clown anemonefish)
Lineage: Eukaryota; Metazoa; Chordata; Actinopteri; Pomacentridae
Gene: rnf34a
Product: ring finger protein 34a
Exons: 8
Coding region: 160-1296 (378 amino acids)
Biological process (GO): proteasome-mediated ubiquitin-dependent protein catabolic process; negative regulation of extrinsic apoptotic signaling pathway via death domain receptors; protein K48-linked ubiquitination
Cellular component (GO): plasma membrane; cytoplasm
Molecular function (GO): ubiquitin protein ligase activity
Source: RefSeq, a predicted model, not a curated record